GUUACAUGUUUUCAUGAGGCAAUCCAAUGGAAGUCGAGUAAGUGUAUUACCUAACUCGAAGCAAAACAGUCUGAGGAAACCCAGAGUCCCCAACAAAGCAAGCUAUCCCUUCAACAUGAGUGCAUCCAGAAACCACAAAAUAUUCCUGAACCGACCCAACACCAACAUGAGCUCCGCCAACAAUAACGAACCGCCGACUCCGGAACCGCUCAAUUCGGCUCAAACCGAUAUGUUGCUAAAGCCCUCUUCAGGCCUCUCUCAUGAGCAAAAAAAGAUGUAUGGACAUAAUCGUUCGCCCAGUCGCGAAUUCAAAGAGCUGACCAAACGAGAUGCUCAGAUCCUUUUGAACAAGGAAUUGGAGAAACUCCAGAGAACAGCUCAGCUUCCCAAAGCCCAAGCCGACCUUGUGGACAAGGAAUUCGAUGGGUUCCGAGAUUUAUUUGGCAAAUUUCUCACCGCGGAACAUCAGUCCGUCAAAUGGGACAAAAUUGAGAAGCUCCCCGCCGAUGCGAUCCGAGCAUAUGACGAUCUACCACAGCCUUCCAAGAGUGAGAUUCAAGGGAUGCUCCAAAAAUUAGUUGUCGUCAAGCUCAAUGGUGGUUUGGGUACGUCGAUGGGUUGCAAAGGGCCCAAAUCUGUUAUUCCAGUGCGGAACGAUCUGACGUUUUUGGAUUUGACUGUCCAGCAAAUUGAGAACUUGAACAAGACCUACGACGCUGAUGUCCCAUUGGUGCUCAUGAACUCGUUCAAUACGGACGAAGAGACUCACAAGAUCAUUCAAAAAUACUCCGGGUUCCGAGUGAGAAUCAUGACCUUCAACCAAUCCAGAUAUCCCAGGAUCAACAAAGAGUCACUCAUGCCCGUGGCCCGAGACAUCCGAACCGAGAACGACAUCGAGGCAUGGUAUCCUCCUGGUCACGGUGACUUCUACCAAUCCUUUUACAAUUCCCACCUCUUGACAGAGCUGGUUAGCCAAGGUCGAGAAUUCGCGUUCAUGUCCAAUAUUGACAACAUGGGAGCCACAGUGGAUCUCUCCAUCCUGAAUUUGUGUCUUAAGGAGAAUCACGAGUUCAUCAUGGAAGUCACAGACAAGACCAGGGCCGACGUCAAAGGCGGUACUCUCAUUCAGUAUGAGGGCAAGUUGAGGUUGCUCGAGGUGGCUCAAGUAGCCAAGGAUCAUUUGGAGGAUUUCAAAUCUGUAAAGAAGUUCAACGUGUUUAACACCAACAAUCUUUGGAUGAGUCUCCCAGCAAUUACGAGGGUCAUCGAAGAGAAAAUGUUGGACAUGGAGGUCAUUGUUAAUCCAAAAGUGUUGGAAGGUGGAGUGAACGUCCUUCAAUUGGAGACGGCUGUGGGUGCAGCAAUGAAAUGUUUUGAUAACGGGAUGGGUAUUAACGUUCCUCGAUCGCGGUUCUUACCUGUGAAGAAAUCCUCGGAUCUGUUGCUCAUCAUGAGUAAUCUCUAUUCCCUGAGGAACGGCUCCUUGGUCAUGUCACCUGAGAGAAUGUUCCAAACAACACCUUUGAUCAAAUUGGGCGAUGCUCAUUUCAAGAAGGUUGGGGACUUCUUGAACCGAUUCGCCAGCUGCCCAGACAUCAUCGAACUAGAUCAUUUGACAGUCUCUGGCAACGUCAAUUUUGGCAAGAAUGUUGCUCUGAGGGGCACGGUUAUCAUAAUCGCUAAUCAUGGAGAUCAGAUCGACAUCCCAUCGGGAUCAAUUCUGGAGAACAAGAUUGUUUCUGGCAACCUUAGAAUUUUGGAUCAUUGAAGAGGCCUCUUUGAAUGGUUCAAUUUACUUCUCUUGUGGAGUAGAGUUGUCCGGACACCAUAACAUUGCAAAGCUUAUCAUAUGACAAUAUUAGGGCCGUUUGGUUACCUCGAGAGCACGAAAUGAAAAUCGGUUUUCGAUUUCAAUUUUAGUAAACAGUUACGUAUGCAUACUCCAUCGACUGAAUCAAUAGACUUGAAUAAAUUUUUAAAUCAGUUCCUA
Tigriopus californicus is the source of this 1990-nucleotide messenger RNA. RefSeq names its product UTP--glucose-1-phosphate uridylyltransferase-like (gene UGP). The record is from RefSeq and is a predicted model, not a curated record. Gene Ontology annotation, cellular component: cytoplasm. Gene Ontology annotation, molecular function: UTP:glucose-1-phosphate uridylyltransferase activity. Gene Ontology annotation, biological process: glycogen metabolic process; UDP-alpha-D-glucose metabolic process. The coding region runs from base 14 to 1768 and encodes 584 amino acids. The transcript is spliced from 7 exons. Lineage: Eukaryota; Metazoa; Arthropoda; Copepoda; Harpacticoida; Harpacticidae.